Agrilus planipennis (emerald ash borer) is the source of this 6585-nucleotide messenger RNA. RefSeq names its product calcineurin-binding protein cabin-1-like. The transcript has 28 exons. The record is from RefSeq and is a predicted model, not a curated record. Gene Ontology annotation, cellular component: nucleus. The coding region runs from base 148 to 6537 and encodes 2129 amino acids. Gene Ontology annotation, molecular function: protein binding; nucleosome binding. NCBI's taxonomy places the organism in Eukaryota, Metazoa, Arthropoda, Insecta, Coleoptera, Buprestidae. Gene Ontology annotation, biological process: chromatin organization.
UUUGUACAAUAUAGUUAGUGAGGUUAAGUUUAUUAAAUGUAUUUAUUUAUAAAUACAGAGAAAUGAACUUGAAAACUUCACAAAAUUUCAAAAAAGGUAUAUGAAAAAGGCCGCUUUCACAUUUUAGUCAUACGUAGCAAUUUAAAAAUGAUUAAGAUUAGGGCUUUAAAUCGUGACUCAUUAUCCGACGAAGAUGCCCCAACCAUACGCAGAGAAGCCCAAGAGGAAAUUGCCCUCGACAUGUACAAUAAAGCUUUACGACAUCAAUGCAAUGGGAAUUAUGAAGAGGCUGUUUCAAUUCUUGAAAAACUCUUAACAGAGAAUAUUCCCCAGCUAGAAUCACAAGGCGGACUCCCCAAGACUAUGUCAACCCUUAAAUAUUCAUGUUAUUUCAAUGUAGGGAAUAUUUAUGUCCAGAAAAAGAAUGAUUCUGAUGCCUUAGAUAAUUUUCUAAAGGCUGCAGAUUUGGACUCUUCUGAUGUUACAUUGUGGCAUAAAAUAGGCACAAUAGCUUUAAAAUUAGACAGGUUUCGCCAAGCUGCUUAUGCUUUCCUAAAGGGCCUGGAAUGCAAUGAGUCUCACUGGCCUUGUUUGGAUAAACUAAUUUCAGUUUUAUAUGCUAUUCAAGAUACAGUGACAUGCCUCUUAUAUAUAGGAAAAGCACUCGUUUUAGAUAAAGAUUACAUUAAAGGUCAUGUGGUUAGAAAACUCAUUUUUGAAUCUAACCCAGCUGCUAAAGAAUACUAUCAAGCAUACAAUCCGGAUUAUAUUUUAGAGCCUGAUUUUGAUGGUGUGGUUACAGAAGAAGAUGAAAAAAUGAUAAUAAAAAAUUUGGAGCCUUUAUGUAAAAGAUUAAACGAAGUGGAAAAAAGUUUUGGCCCCAAACCACUCCCAUGUAUAGCACUGCCAACUGCUUUGCAAGAUUUUACUUGGGUUUCACUAGGAAAAACCAUAUUAAAUCUCCACAAUUAUAUAACUGAAAAUAAGCUGAGUUACUUUUCAAAAGUGGACAUAACAAAAUGUAUGAGCAGGGAAUACACUGAUGUUGAAGCAGUUCCCAUUGAAAACACGGCGGAAAACUCCAACGAAAAUGUAAUAGAUGCAAAACCCAUUGUUUUACCAAGCACUGAACCACAAACUAUGGAAGUAGAAAAUGAAGUAAAACCUGAAGACAAUUUUGAACAACGUCGUCCCUCUUUAAGUAGUGAAAAUAAUAAUUUAAGUGAACCUAAUUGCAGUCAAGGAGAAGAUAACGAUGAAAUGGAUCAGGAUACUGAAGACCAAGAGGAUAAUUCCGAACAGAAAGAGGAGAAAAAACGAACUGCAAAACGCAAACGUGACUUACUUUCAGAUCUGCAGAUCUGGGGGUGGCAUAGCAAAAGGAAAUCAGCAAAGAAAGGAAAAAGUGAAAAGGAUUUUACCAUUCAAGGUGCCCUCACAAGGAUAAUACCGUCGUAUUUGCUUCCAAAUGGUAUAAACAUAGAAAGAAAUAAAAAUUUUGAUAAAAACAAAGGCAUUGAUAAUAUAUUCACUAAUUUCAAAAGCCAAUUAUCUUCGACUUCUGUAAACUUUGAAAAAUACUUUGGAACUGAAAAUGAAAAAAACGACGUUACUAACUUUUGGACUAAAGAGCGCGAACAUUUGGAUGUUGUUGAUUUAAUUGAAGAGUAUACUGUAUCUUUAGCCAAAAUGUGGAACAAAAAAUGGCCAAAAGAAUUAAUUUCGUUGUAUUUAAAAGCCUAUGAUAAAUACAGGGAACAUUUUGAACACCCUGAGCUGUUUAAUGGUUUGUCUUCAUUUGAAGAGAUAAAAAAUGACGCUUUAGUGACUUUGAUGUAUGGAGAAAUUGUAUAUUUUUAUUUAAAAACAGAAGACAAAGACAAACGAAAGGUGCAUCCAACUUCUUUGAUUCAAUUACAGUUGUUAAGUACUUGGAAAGAACAGUGGCAGGAAGAUUAUUUUAUAAUGUUUGUAAGAAUACACUGGCUAAGAGCUUACGUCCUUAAAGGACUUUCUAAUCAUACUCUUGCAAUUUGUGCAUAUCAACUGAUAGAAGAAGUUAUAAAUGAGGAAGAGAGUAAUAAGACUGAUUCCCAGUUUAUGUUAGUAUUACCAAACUGUACUAAUUAUAAUAUGAUAACAAAGGAAAUCACACAAAAACUACUGCACCAUUUAGAAAUAAUCGAAUCAUUGAGUCACGUACAAGCCCUUUACGAAAAGCAAUUAUAUCAUGAAGUCAUCGACAUUCUAAAACAAACUUUUAAUUGUGGUUCAAAUGCUCCCACGUGGGGUAAAAUGGGCAGACCUGCACAGUUAGGCUUCCUGCUACAUUCCUAUUGGUUCGUCGAUCGAAUAGAAUGUUUCAUUUGGACUGAAAAAUGUUUGUCUGAAGCAACUGAACACUUCAUAAGUCCCACAGUGGAUGACGAUAAAUGGGACAUGCUACUAUGCAAGUGUAUUAGCAUUCUUCAUGAAAUAAUCAAAGAAGAAACAGUAACAGUUGUCGAUAAUCUUUCCCAAGAAAAUCGAAUUAGAUUGAUAGAAAAUUUAUGUAGAAUAGUCACCAAACAAUUAAAUAGUGAAGGAAGAUCUACCAUCCCUCUGGGAACCGUAACACCCUGGCUUGUUUUACAUUAUAUUUUAUUAAGGGAAGAACACCGACAGCAAGCUAAAAGAAUAACAAAGCAUGUUAAGAAAGAUAAAAGACUGAGUGGCAGUAAGUCAGCUUCGGAACCAAUUAAUGAAGAAGUACCCCCUUCUAUAGCAGUCCUAUUUUCAGCACAUGAAUUUUUAGGCAACAAAAGCUGGUGUUUAACAAACGAAGGGGAACUGCUUCACUUCCUUAUCGAUAAAAUUCUAGAUCGAUUAGACACCCCAAUUUUCGAACCGUUACGUGACAAAAUCGAUAUACACUUAGAACAGGCAUUUUUCUGUCUUUACCAACAUCCAAGUAAAAAGAAUAAGGUUUCACGGCACUUGGCAGAUCACAACGUAAAUCCCAUAAAAUUAUCUUGGGAACGGGCACAACAGCUUUACGAAUUCUUUUGCCCUGAAGCUUUGCCAGAAUUCGAAUCGUUCAAGUCUAUAUCAAUCUCUCCAGAUUUGGAGCAACUUUUGCAAAGAAUUACGGCCUUAGUUCCAAGUCAAUAUGAUCCAAAUCCGCUAAUACCAAAAAUCAGAGACUAUAUCAAAGGAAAUGCAGAAAAUUUACCAGAACCGAUAGAUUUUCCGAUUAAAGCACGAGCCAUUUAUUACUUAUUAGGCGACUACUAUUUCAAACAAAGCGAAGUAGGAAAAAGUUUGAAAUAUUUCUUAUUGGAUCUUUCUUGUAAUCCAUUACGACUAGAUUCAUGGGCAAACAUGGCGUUAGGGCUUGCGAAUAGAUUAGAAAACAAGCUGAACCUUUGCGAAAGCUUCAAGAAUGAACAAGAGUUUAACGAUGAAGCCAAAAGUGCGCAGGCCUGUUUCAAACAAGCUCUCAAACUUGCCGAUAAUCACAUUACUUUAUGGAUCGAAUUUGGAUCUUUUGAAUACGCAGUUCAUUCUUAUUAUUCCAGAAUAUUAAAGUACGAAUCAGACACCAUAAGCAUGGAAAAGUUCGAAAAAUUAGAAAACCAAAAGGAACAAUAUUUGGAUAGUUCAGGCAAAAGUUUCAAAAAGGCAUUAGACCUACAUCAGCAAGAAGAAGUCGAGCAAGAUGAACGUUGGUUACACCAUUACAUGAUGGGCAAAGUUGCGGAAAAACGAAGAAUGGAACCUGCAGAAUAUUUACAACACUACUUAACGGCUUUAGAACUCCUCCAGGAAAACAAAGCUGCUUAUCCCGAGAAAAUAAACUACAACAGCCCUCAACAUUUGGCAGUCGAAGUGUUGGAAAUACACUACAGGGUCCAUGCGUCCGUAUUAAAAUAUUUAGAGUUGCACGAGGGCAAAAAUAUACCAAUAGCAAUUGGAAAAAUGUUUAAGAAAUGUCUGGACAGAUGCGCAUUUCCCGAAGGAAAUUAUACUGCAGUUCAACAAAUAGAUAACAAAGAGCCCCCUCAAGAAAAAACGGCAGCAGUAGAAAGCGAGAUAACUGAAAAAGAAAUUACAACUGAAACUGUGCCUGAAGUAACUCAGCUAAAACAGGACGAAAAAGAAGUCGAUAUUAAGAAAACCUUGAAUCAAGUCAAAGAAUUGCCAGGGAAAGAACCAGUCACUUUAGAUAACGAUGCCAAAGAUGUUAUCAUGAUAUCUGAUUCUGAUGAUGAAAGAGGAUCAAUAAAAACCAAGCAAAAUAAUAGCGAAGACGAAAUAUUAUUAUCUCCUCCUCAACAAUUAAGAAUUAAAAACGUACAAGAAUUGAUGGACGAAGUGAUGCUGAAAACUAUGAAGGAAGAAGAAGCAAUCGAAGAUAUCGAUUCUGACCCAGCCAAUGCCGAAGCAGAAUUCAAUAAAUUCUUCGAAAGCACAAAAGAAAAAUUGCAAACGGAAAUAAGCAAAUGUAUAAAAGAGGAACAAGAAACCAUCGAAAAGAACGAGACAGCAAAAUAUGUAGAAGAUAAAAAAGUAAUUGAAAUUAAAACGAAGAAAGAAGACGAAGAAAAGGGCAUUCGGAAAUCUCUUGAUGAUACUACAACAACAUGCAGUUCAUCGAGUGAUUCUUCCAGUUCUGACUCUGACAGUGACGAUUCUAGCAGCACAACAUCUACAGCCACUUCUUCAGAUGCUCCCACAGGCUUUCUAAGUAACUCAGAAAUAGAUAAUCUCAUUAAUCAGUGCGUAGAAGGUUUGGAGCAGUACAUUAUCAGACUCCCUCAAAAUUACAAAGCACUUUACCGGUUAACCCACCUUUUCUUCCAUUACAAAUCGAGGAAGGACUUAUCAAAGUGCAGACAGCUCCUUCUGGGGCAGUACAGAUGUCGGAAUAAUAUGUUGGUAACGGGAUUAUUUUCUGAUAGGAAAACGAACAACUUUUUUAAUGGAGUCUGGAGAAUUCCUUCAGGUGAAAUAGACCGCCCAGGUUCCCUAGCAGCUCAUAUGGUGAGAUGUGUAACAAUACUUUUACAAGUACUUCGAAACACCAACGAUCACAAAAUUCUAUUAGAUGUAUGUCUACAGUUGAGGAGGAUACCUGACCAGGACAAGGUUUACGUUAAAGAAACAGAUAGAAUUCAAUUGGCAGAUCACGCCCUGUUCCUUUGUAUGCAAUCCUUGAAAGUCCAAGUCAAAAACAUCAACAACAUGAGCCACAGUUCUGCUCAGAAAUUUCUACUAGAUCUGUACAGGGCUUAUCAGCGUGUUCAAAAACAUAUUAUGGAAAAGGAACGUGACUUUUCAGGGAUGCUUGAAGAAGUGUACAAGAAAUUUAUGAAAGAAAAGCUCCCAGAAAACGUAAGUACCCUCGACUUGGCUGUUAAAUUUUGCCAACAACACAAAGCUGCUGAAAAAACCAAAAUGCAGCAGCAAAAGCCUCCACCUGUUCUUGUGGCACCAACUGUAUCAACAUCUGCUCCUGUUCAUCCCUCUCCGUCUACAAUUACUUCCACGAUGAACAUCCCUUUAAAACGCCCAAGUAUACCUGGAAGAACAAGAGGUCGUCCCCCCGGUCCCAGUAAGAAUCCAGGUAUCCGAAAACCGUCGUCUAGAGGUAGAGGCGUCCACAGGAGUCUUUACAACCCUUUCACCUCCUACCAGAGUCCCAUGUUCGACUCGAAAUCGUUAAACUUCGCUUUACAAUACCAAGAACUUCUUCGUCAGUACAAUCAACUGACUCAGUUCAGUCAGAUGGCUACGUCUCCAAGUUCGGUGAUGUCGUCAAACUUGAUGCAAAUGCUCACCCAAUUAACCAGCAGAACGAUGAACCCUCACUCAUCAGGUCUAAACAAUCUGUGGGGCAAUAUGGGCCCCAUCGGCGUCACGCCCCCUCCAACUACCAUGAUUCCCAUGACUCGUCCCUUGCAACAACAAUCGACUAGUAAACUAAACACGAGUAGUUCAUUGCAGAAAAGUUCUUCUUCGCAGAAGAGUACAGGAUCGGGUUCAUCCGUUAUACACGGAAUUGGUGGGGUCAAGAAGAUGCCCUUUGUACCUCCAAAUUUUCCCUGCACAAGCACUUUCAAAUAUCCCAGUACAGAUGUGCCAAAGGUGAAAGCUAAAGAUGUUACCAAAACUACUUCAAGUACUUACAUUUCCAAGGAUAUUUCCCAUUCGGCCAAGAUCUCUUCGUCUCUCUCCCAAUCUGAUGACGUCUCAAAAUUGACAAGUCAGCUAGUCAAAGAACGUCCUAGUAUUUCUAUCACACCCGUGGUAUCAUCAACAGGGGGCGCGAGCAUUGUAUCAUCAUCUCAAUCGAAAAUACCAACAUCGCCCAUGAAAACAUUACAAGAAAAACUGGCUGACAAGCAGAAAAAUGCGAGCGCCAAAAACGUUUCAAAAAGCUUCAGCUUCGAUAGUGUUGUCCCCAACAAACCAACAGCAGUACCAUCUUCGAGUGCUUCUCAACAGAUACCCACGUUUCCGAAAGAGUCGGGAAUUACUGUGAGCCAGGUAAAUUAAAAAAUCCAUUAAUAUCCUUUAAUAAUAACUAGUUUUUCCCCCUAUCAG